AUGGCUCCCUUAGGAGGCAUGUGGGCUCCAGCAGCCGUACGUGUCCUUCGUCAGGCCGUCGGCAGUACUAUCAAAAUAUCGAAAGUGCUGCGCACCAAGCUGGGAAGCGCAGCACAUAGACCGAUUACCCAGCUUCCCCAGCCUGUUACAUCUGCAGCCAGGCACCAACCCAUCCACCCAUUCGCCUUUCUGCGCCAGCAGAAACGCGGUUUCCGAUGGCAUUCCGGCCUUCGCAACGCUCACUAUGAUGCAGUUCGAAACACCUUUCGUCGCUUCAUCAGUGGGUCAACACGUGCCCAGCCUUCGCAGUCGGGCCAGACAACACGUUGGGUUAAGCAGUUCACGGGACGUGCACCUUUUGCGUCUACGUUGCGUCCAAACUUGACCGGAGGUGCAUUUCCGAGAACUGCCGGUGGGUAUGCGAUGCCAGGAUCUGGGAGGAUGGGUGGUGCACGCCAUUUCAGCCAUGCGCCCACCGUGCAAGCCCAGGUUGUGCAAAAUGUUGGGCAGGCAAUGAGGGCUUUUUGGCUGUCGGGCCAGCGAGCUCACUUUGAUGGCUAUGGGCCUCGGGGAGAGAAGUGCUAUCGUGUCACCACAGAGCUGCAGGACGAGACCGCAAGGAAGGCAGCAGCAGCCGCUGCAUCACGCAAGCGUGUGCCAGGUUCUUUCAUUGACUUCUCCGUCAACCCUACAAUCACGGCACUCAGCCCCCUUGCCGGCAACUUUCCAUUCGCCCUGUGCGGUAUCGACCAAAGCGCCGCAUCCAGCGGCCCCACGCUGAACCAAGAUGGCCUGCUUGAUCUGCUCUUGACCGAUUUCGAGCGUGCAUCCAAGGAUCUGAAUGCUGUAAUGGCAGACUUGAAGCGGCUCUCGAGUCUCGGGGAUCUACCAAUUGUCUUCGAGAAUGACGCUCACCUUGUACGUGUUCGAUUCCCAGGUGUGGAUGCGGAUACUGUAACGAGGCUCUGUGAAGAUAUUGGCAUUCAACAGGGGAUUGUUGGACAGGACGAGGACUUCAAGACGGCCCAGGACUAUGCAUCGGACUUGCGCUUCCCAUUUGCGCCUGAUCAAGGCAUUCAGGAUCACCUAUCUUCGCAUGGUGGAUCUUUGAGUUCUGAUCAAUCAUAUUCAUCAGAUCUGUCAACAGAUUUGGAUGAUGAGUAUGUGCAGCAUUUUAUGGAGGAGAACCCUUGGCUUUCCUCUGUAGACGCGGAUGAAUAUGACCACUCUCGCGCCAGCUUAGUCUUACCCACCCCGGACAGGCAAACCGACUCACAAGUACAGGGUUUCGAGGGCGUGGAAGGCAUUUAUCGAUUCAUACAAGAGUGUGAUCGAGCAGCUGAGCGCUUUUGA
Messenger RNA from Pyricularia pennisetigena, 1353 nucleotides. RefSeq lists its product as uncharacterized. The transcript has a single exon. Gene Ontology annotation, molecular function: proteasome binding. The record is from RefSeq and is a predicted model, not a curated record. Gene Ontology annotation, biological process: proteasome assembly. NCBI's taxonomy places the organism in Eukaryota, Fungi, Ascomycota, Sordariomycetes, Magnaporthales, Pyriculariaceae. The coding region runs from base 1 to 1353 and encodes 450 amino acids.